Molecule: messenger RNA, 3420 nt
Organism: Anguilla rostrata (American eel)
Lineage: Eukaryota; Metazoa; Chordata; Actinopteri; Anguilliformes; Anguillidae
Product: dynein regulatory complex subunit 2-like
Exons: 11
Coding region: 99-2138 (679 amino acids)
Biological process (GO): regulation of cilium movement; cilium-dependent cell motility; axonemal dynein complex assembly
Cellular component (GO): axoneme; axonemal dynein complex
Source: RefSeq, a predicted model, not a curated record
UCCAAAUUCCAUAAUUGUUGCGAAUCGAAGUGUUUCUGAGCGAGCAUUCCCUGCGAUACUGAGGCGCAUCACCGUGGGAGGAGUGUCCCGAGGCGGCCAUGACGGAGAAGGGCGGAGAGAAGGGCGGAGGGAGGAGGGCGGCCAUGUCAGGCGAGGUGCAGCAGGAGUCCCUCGCCGAGGACAAGAUGGCCGAGCAGAAGCGGAUAAAGGCUGAGGUCUUGGCCGAGCUGAUGAGGAAGGACGAGCAGCGCUCAGCCGUGAACGAGUACAAGCUCAUGAGCAAGUGGCGGGCCAUAUUCCGCCAGGCCCAGCAGAAGGCGCUGCGCAGCGAAAUCGACGUGCUGAUGCAGACGUUCGAAAGGGUGCUGGACCACAAGGACAGCGUGGCCAAGACCCUGACCAAUGACAUCACCGAAGCGAAGCAGCAGUCCGACCAUGCGGUCCGGUCCCAUCAGGUGAAUGUGGACCAGCUCCUGGACCUGCAGACGACCAGGCUGAAUGCCCUCAGCCAGGACUUCAGCACUCAGCUGGAUGGGCUGAGAGCUGAUCACAACGCCGAGCUGGAGAAGAUUGUGGCCCAGCACCGGCAGGACCUAAUCGAACACCAGGACGCGAUGUUUGCGCUGGACGAACAGCACAGCGAGCUGCAGUCCAAGGCCCAGCUGGACCUCAAAAGCGCCUGCUAUGACAUCAAAGACGAGGUGAAACGGCGGGGGAACGCGGAGCAGACGCUGCUGUGGGAGCGGCUCACGCUCACCUGGCAGGAGGCCAAGAGCGCCAGCAAGCGCUACCACGAGGCAACCGACGGCAACCGCGACGCCUGCGAGGCGCUGCAGGCCCGCGUGGAGCGCUGCGCCGCCGAGAACGGCGACCUGGCCAAAACGCUGACCAGGAUGCAGAAAUCCCAGGAGGCCCUGCAGGCCGGGCUGAAGGACAGCCGGGCGGAGGACAAGCUCGCCAUGGCGGCCAUGCAGGCCUCCCUGGACAGGGAGCUGGAGAAGGGCAGGCAGCAGACGUCCGAGCUGUGCAGGUUCCAGGCCAAGCAGGAGGCCAAAUUGAUGAACCUGACUGUGCAGCACCGCCAGGCUUCCAAAGCCCUGCAGGGCGUUGCCGAAAAGGGCAGGAAGCUGGUCCGGCUGGUGGAGGCGUGCCGGAAGCUGGAGACGAAGGGCGAGCAAGCACAGCCGUUCUGUCGCCCGUCCGGCGGCUUGGAGGGGCAGAGUGUGGCGAUGGCUCACCAGGAGGGGGCCUCCGAGCCGGCCCAGCUCAAGCAGGACUAUGCGGGUCUGGAGGGCGUGUGGGACCGCCUCAGCUCAGUCCAGCUGGACAAGGCCUGCCUGCAGAGAUACAAAGCAGAGCUCCUGCAGGAAGGCCGGAGGCUGCGGGCUCUAACCAGCCAGUGCCUGAGCAAACCGGCUGCCAGCCAGUGCCAGAGAAAAUCAGCUGCCAGCCAAUCCACCCUUCGCCAGAGCAGCAGCCUGCUAAUGGCCACUCGCGCCAGCCAGUGCCUGAGCAAACCGGCUGCCAGCCAGUGCCAGAGAAAAUCAGCUGCCAGCCAGUGCCUGAGCAAACCAGCUGCCAGCCAACCCACCCUUCGCCAGAGCAGCAGCCUGCUAAUGACCACUCGCGCCAGCCAGUGCCUGAGCAAACCGGCUGCCAGCCAGUGCCAGAGAAAAUCGGCUGCCAGCCAGUGCCUGAGCAAACCAGCUGCCAGCCAACCCACCCUUCGCCAGAGCAGCAGCCUGCUAAUGACCACUCGCGCCAGCCAGUGCCUGAGCAAACCAGCUGCCAGCCAGUGCCUGAGCAAACCAGCUGCCAGCCAGUGCCUGAGCAAACCGGCUGCCAGCCAACCCACCCUUCGCCAGAGCAGCAGCCUGCUAAUGGCCACCCGCGCCAGCCAGUGCCUGAGCAAACCAGCUGCCAGCCAAUCCACCCUUCGCCAGAGCAGCAGCCUGCUAAUGGCCACCCGCGCCAGCCAGUGCCUGAGCAAACCAGCUGCCAGCCAGUGCCUGAGCAAACCAGCUGCCAGCCAGUGCCUGAGCAAACCGGCUGCCAGCCAGUGCCUGAGCAAACCAGCUGCCAGCCUGUGCCAGCGCCCGUCACCUGGGCAACGGGGCAGCUGCGGGCUGCGCCGCUAGCAGCUUUCCACACAACACACAACACUACACACACUACACAACACACAACACUACACAACAAACAACACUACACACUAUACACAAUACUGCAUGCAACAAAAAUUUUUUUUCUUUUGUUCCAUCACUUUCUAAUUUCCAGGCGGGUUUCAAAUGUGUUCUAACUCAUUGUCAUCUCUUAAGAACACAUUUGAAACUUGACUGAAAAUAUUUCAAACUAGUUUAAUGUUAAAAACCCUUAGCUGUGCCUACUGGACCAUCCUCUUCCUCUUCCUCUUACCGCUUACCACUUGCCCCUGAGCCUUGUCCCUUGAUAAGAGACUGUAACAUCAGUAUGGUCAGUUGAGACCAACAUCAAGCAUUUUUGGCCAUGCAUCCUAGCAGUGGAUUUGGUGUCCAAAAAAAAAAGGUACGUCUAUGUUGAAAAAGUCAUUAAGUUGAUAAUCUAACAUGCACUGUAUGAUGUCUGAACCCCAGACACAGUUUGUAACUCAGAAAUGCUAGCAGCGAUGUAAGAAGGCUAGCACUGCUUGUUGAAUUCUGUAAAGUAACAUAACGUAAUGAGGAGAGCAGGCCCAUCCAGCCCAGCAAUGCUUGCCAUUUUUUGUCUAGAAAUAAGUUCUGACCUGGACUCGCUCCUCUCUCUCUCUCUCUCUCUAUCUCAGGACAAGAAGCAGAUUCCGGCUGGCAAGGGAUUGCCCGAGAACUAGAGACAGCCCACAAGCAGGAGCUUUUUUUAAUCAGAGUGGCUCCAAAUGAUCGUGGGCUGACUUUGACCUAGAUGAUGGUCAACAAACCAAGUGAAAUGAGAGCACUUAGCCGGACAGGACCAUGAGACCAUGAAGGGGGAUCACAGUCUACAAGUACUGAUAUCGGCCAUUUAAAUAAGUUUAAUUUAAUAUGGUUGAACCGAACCAUCAGGAGCUGACUGAAUGAUCCAGGCGAUGGUCAACGAUGGAGUCCUAGAUACAGUGGGACUGAAACGCUUCGACAGGCAUAUUGGAUGCACAUUAAUCAAAUUAAGGAGGAUGUGGCUCAUGAACAUCAGGCAGUGGGAACUUGGUGAAGAGGAGGAAAUGAGGACUGAUCCAUCCCCCAACCCACCCCCCCACCCACCCCACCCACCCCACCCAGCCCCUUUCUUUAGUGGAUUAAUUAAUAAAGGAUGGAACAAAGGCAAUUACUUGUCAGUUGAGUUUCACUUUAUAGUUACAUUUGUUUGAACAUAUUUGCACUUACAUAUUUUUCUUCAAGAUGGAGGAGACGCUUCUUUUAGCUGUUUUCC